Molecule: messenger RNA, 1387 nt
Organism: Harmonia axyridis
Lineage: Eukaryota; Metazoa; Arthropoda; Insecta; Coleoptera; Coccinellidae
Product: keratin-associated protein 16-1-like
Exons: 2
Coding region: 152-1294 (380 amino acids)
Cellular component (GO): extracellular region
Source: RefSeq, a predicted model, not a curated record
CAAAGACUUUUACGUUUCCCUGGAUAUGAUUAUGAAAUAUUAAUCUGCCGUUCGGCUUUCAAAAUUUUCGUUAAUAUUUUUAGAUGUUUAUUUCAUAAAAUUGUAGUUGUCUAGUCCAUUUUUUUAAAAUUUUCGUGUACAUCUUGUAAAAAUGGGUGUUGCCUGUUGUCCAGAUCCAUGUGAAAACCGUAAAUCCUUGUUGGCGAAGUUGAAGAGUCUGGUAUGCCAAAUAGAUGACAAAUGCUGUUCUCCCUGUGGUCCAUGCUGUCCCCCACCGACUUGUGGACCCUGUGGACCAUGUGGACCUUGUGGACCUUGUAAACCAGCUUGUGGGCCUUGCGGUGGAUGCUGUCCCGGUACUUGUCCUCCUCCAAGUAAUCCAGUUCCAGUAUGUUUCCCCUCUGGCUGUUGCCCUCUCACCGUCCCACCAGUACUACCUAUAUGUACACCAUGCAAUCCCCCAUGUGUCCCAAUAUGCAACCCAUGUCGAACAGAACAGCCCUGCGUCCCAUGCAAUCCACCACAGAUGAUGGUAUGUUAUAGAAAACCGAAGUGUUGUACCUACCCAUUAACAAGAUCGAAAUCUGUGGAGUUGAGGGCUGGAAUUCUUUACAUUGGUUGCGAUUGCGAGAGAAAGAAUGGUUUGCAAGACGACUGUAGAAGAGCAGAAUGUCAAGGUGCUCCCCCAUGUUUAACAAUGCCACAUCCAACUUGUGGACCAAGUGCCUAUGCCUUCGGAAAGCACUUAGGAAAGAAAUAUUGCUGCGCGGGUUGUGGCUUGGAAGAGUACCAGUGUUAUCCAGCCUACAUCAGGUUGCCAUCUGCACCUCCAUGCGGACCUUGUUCCCCUUGUGGACCUCCAGCUGGACCCUGCGGAACUUGUGGACCUUGUGGACCUUGCCCGGCUCCUUGUGGACCUUGUGGGCCUUGCGGACCUGGACCUUGUGGACCCUGUGGACCUUGUCCGAAACCUUGCGGUCCUUGCGGCCCUUGCAUUCCAUGUUGCCCACCUCCUCCUGUGAUUCCUCUGAUAGCAGCAGCUCCUUGUCCGCCACCUAUAUGUCCUGCUCCCCCACCGCUAGUUCCUGUUGGAAAAAUUGUUCCCGUAUCUCGUUGUCUCCCUACGUGUCCUGUGCCGCCACCAGUGGCUUGCUGUCCUCCUUGUUGCCCUCCAGUUGUUCCUCCUGUAUGUUCCCCCUGCUGUUACCCUCCAUGUUUUUCUCCACCAUGUUGCCCAACUGCUUGCUGUUCUCCUCCUGCAUGUGGUCCAUGUCCACCAAUGAAGUGCUGUUGAUCAACUAUUUCGUCAACUGUGAUGUCUUAUUGUGCUGUAUAGUGGAUGUCUCGAUGUAUAGUGAUUUAGGAAUUAAAAAACCUCAGAAAAAUG